AUGUUCAUUAUUAGUUAUGAAGCAGGGGUCCGGAAAUGCGGGUCCACCAGACAGGAGAAAGCUGACCAAUCAGGUGCCAGCGUGCAAAGGAAAAAAAGUUUAGAGUGUGAACGGCUGUCUGCUUCUUUUCUAAGAACUGAUUCCUUCAAUAAACAGCAACAACCUCACCCUCGACGUUUCGCCUUUCUAUACACCCAUCUUUUGACGAGAUUGACUUCCAGAUCAAACCACCUUGGACGGCCAGAAAACUUACCUUCUGAGAUAAACCCAGCCAACGUCAAACUCACUUCAGUCACCACUCAAAAUCACAAUCUUGGCAUUGAAAAGAAAAUGGCACGGGAACCGACCAACACCAAGCAGGCCGCCAAACCUGUGGCUGAUGUCAUUGAGUUAUCAUCAGACUCUGAGCCAGAGACGGUCGAGACUAAGCCUCAGCAAAUCCCAUCCGUCGAAAACGCGCCACAGGAGAAGCCAGCUCACACAGGUGAUUAUGAGCAACCGCUCCUAAAGGUCGUCGGCAUCAAGUACAAGACAGACAAGACUGAGAAUCAGCCACAACAAGACAUGAACUCCACACCGUUAAGCUCAAAAAUGACUCUCCGGUCCAAGGGGACUGGCUCAGUUAAGCACAAGCAUGUCAGCAUUGAGAUUCCACUGCCAUCAUCAUCCUUGUUGCGGAAAAAGGCUAGCGGUGAUGAUGAGAGCGGAGAGGAGAGCGGCCACGAGGUUUUUAAGACACCAAUGGAGCGCAGACACAUCACAUUCAACGACAGUGACCAGGAGGAUUUUGUCACCCCCAGCGAGGCACCAAGGAGAAACCCCUUGGAGCUCCAGAUCAAGGCCGAGACUGCGAAGGAAGAAGCUGCCAAGGAAGAAGAUGAGGAGGAAUCAGAGGACGAGUCGGAUGACGAGGCCCCAGAGGCUGUUUCGACGCGCGUUGCUGAAGCUCAGACCACCAAGGCUGCUGAAGCUGCUGCGAAAGCUGUUGAAGAACAAGAAGCUGCCGCAAAGCGGAAGAGACAAGAGCGUGAUGCGUUCCUCAAACAGCAGGCUAAGGAGAGAAAGCAGGCCAAGAAGCCGGUUGUAGAAGCUGACUCGGAGGAUGAGCUGGAAGAGCCAACGCCAGCUCCGGCUGAAAAGAGGAAGCGGGAGGUGCCUAAACUUUUACCUCUGGGCCUUUUGGAGUCCGAUGACGAGGACGAUGAGUCUCAUGAAGAUAAUUCUGGCGCAAACAACAAGAGGAGAAAGGUAGACCAGGUGGCUGCACUUCUCCGUGGACCCAAGCUUCCUCGCGAUCAACGGGUGGGAUCUACCGUGUAUCGCGUCGAGGUAAAACGAGGCAGCGAGAAACUUGCGCCCAAGGCCAAGAAGCAGUCUAUCAACGCGAAGGAGGCUCUUCUCAAAAGAAACCGGACACCUCAGCGGAGACCAGGUUUCAGGCGCUAA
Messenger RNA from Podospora anserina S mat+, 1446 nucleotides. RefSeq lists its product as uncharacterized. Gene Ontology annotation, biological process: rRNA processing. Bases 1 to 1446 code for a protein of 481 amino acids. The transcript is spliced from 2 exons. Gene Ontology annotation, molecular function: snoRNA binding. NCBI's taxonomy places the organism in Eukaryota, Fungi, Ascomycota, Sordariomycetes, Sordariales, Podosporaceae. The record is from RefSeq and is a predicted model, not a curated record.